Molecule: messenger RNA, 1978 nt
Organism: Setaria italica (foxtail millet)
Lineage: Eukaryota; Viridiplantae; Streptophyta; Magnoliopsida; Poales; Poaceae
Product: serine carboxypeptidase 1
Exons: 12
Coding region: 87-1673 (528 amino acids)
Biological process (GO): secondary metabolic process; proteolysis
Molecular function (GO): acyltransferase activity, transferring groups other than amino-acyl groups; serine-type carboxypeptidase activity
Source: RefSeq, a predicted model, not a curated record
UUUGUAACGACGAAUGAUGUUGCCUCCCAACUGCUGCGCCACUAGCUACUCCGUCCGAGCUGCUAGUCAGCCAUCGCCCCAAACCAAUGGCCUCGUCUCCCUUCUUCUUCCUGCUCCUCCUCGUCGUCGCCGUGGCCUCGCUCCUCUGCCCGCCCGCCGCCGCCGCGCCCGAGGAGCACCUCGUCACCGGCCUCCCCGGCUUCCAUGGCGCCAACUUCCCCUCCAAGCACUACGCCGGGUACGUGACGGUGGACGAGGCCAGCGAGCGGAGCCUCUUCUACUACCUGGCGCUCUCCGAGCGCGACCCGGCCGCCGACCCCGUCGUGCUCUGGCUCAACGGCGGGCCGGGAUGCUCCAGCUUCGACGGCUUCGUCUACGGGAACGGGCCCUUCAACUUCGAGCCCGGGACCAAGCCCGGUGGCCUGCCCAAGCUGAGACUCAACCCCUACAGCUGGUCAAAGGUCUCAAACAUCAUGUACCUCGACUCUCCAGCUGGUGUGGGGAUGUCCUACUCCUUGAACAAGUCGGAUUACACGACAGGUGACCUCAAAACCGCAGCCGAUGCGCACAAGUUCCUUUUGAAGUGGUUCGAGUUAUACCCUGAGUUUCAGUCGAACCCGUUCUACAUUUCCGGGGAGUCAUACGCAGGGGUUUAUAUCCCCACAAUCACCGAUGAAGUUGUUAAAGGUAUCCAGAAAGGUGUGAAGCCAAGAAUUAAUUUCAAGGUUAUACAUUUAAUUGCCAUUUCCAUUGUACUACGGUGCACGGUAAAUCCUUUAUGUGUGACUUACAGUCAGGAGCUUACAAAAUUUGUUCAGGGCUAUCUCAUUGGCAAUCCAGGAACUGAUGUAGACUAUGAUUUCAAUUCCUUUGUGCCAUUUGCGCAUGGAAUGGGCCUCAUCUCAAAUGACAUGUAUGAGGAUGUCAAAGCCACUUGCCACGGUACAUUCUGGGGCAACGUCGAUAGUAAGUGCCAAGAGAAGAUUGAUAGUGUGCACUGGGAACUGAAAGAUCUGAACAAGUACAACAUCCUUGAACCUUGCUACCAUCGUCCUGACAUCCAAGAGGUAGAGUUCGCCAACAGCAGCUUGCCGUUGAGCUUUAGAAGGCUGGGAGAGACCGACAGGCCAUUACCGGUUAGGAAGCGUAUGGCUGGGCGUUCAUGGCCACUCCGUCUUGCUCUGAAGGAUGGGCACGUUCCGAUGUGGCCAGGCCUUGGUGGUAGAUCACUUCCCUGCACGAAUGAUGAAAUUGCUACUACGUGGCUUGAUGACGAAGGCGUCCGAGCUGCAAUUCAUGCCAAAUCGAAAAGCCUAAUUGGAUCAUGGGAACUGUAUACCGCAAGAAUAGACUUCACUCACGAUACUGGAACAAUGGUGCUCUAUCACAAGAAAUUCACAGCCUUGGGAUAUCGCGUUCUAAUUUACAGCGGAGACCAUGACCUGUGUAUUCCUUAUCCUGGAACUGAAGCAUGGGUAAAAUCAAUAGGCUAUCAAACUGUUGAUAGAUGGCGGCCAUGGUACUUUGGAGGCCAAGUUGCCGGAUAUACGCAAGGAUAUGAUCACAAUCUCACCUUCCUCACUAUAAAGGGAGCCGGGCAUGCUGUCCCCGAGUACAAGCCCAAGGAGGCGUUCGCGUUCUACAGUCGCUGGCUGGCAGGAGAGAAGUUCUAAGAAAACCAGGAUCAUUGCAGAUUUUACUAGCCAUCAAUUUUAUUUUGUAUAAUAGCGGUGUCCGAUGCGUGCCUUGUUGAUUUUGCUCAUCGAAAAUUGUUGCUUAUUUGGUGAAACGGCGCAGAGCAAUUGCUGGCAGAUCCAAUAAGAAAGUAGGGCUUCUGUAGCAUCAGCCCUGCCGUGGCAUCAAUUCUCCCCAUUGUAAUUCCCUUCAUGCACAGCUGAAUAAAUUAUUUUGGGGAAAUCUCCACCUGUUAAUGUGGUGGUGGACGCUUAAGGGUAUGAUUCCAUUGAUCAUGAUUUAA